AUGCCGAGGCCUGAUCACGUGCAUCAUCUUUUUUCGCUUUUACCCACCAGCAAUGCUCUAAUGCAACGAUCGCUCUGGGACGCCUGUCGCCCUCGCACACCCAUAUUUGGACUCCGCUUUCGCUCAGGAGGGAAGUCGAAGAAGGGGGCCAUACCCCCGUCUUCACAUAACCGAAAGCAAAAGGCUCUUUUCAAGCAAUGGGGCGGUCAAGGAUACAAGCCAAAGAUCAUCCCAGACCUCCCCAUAUUCAAGUCUCCAACUCAAACCUCUUCCGAGUUUGAACUUGCUGCAGCGAAAUGGUGGAGGAACAGUGUCUCGAAAGAGCGCUUGGUGUCGUUCGGCGCGCCGGUUGAUGAUGCUACCAAGCUUCUUGAGACAUUUGGGAAGGAUGUUGAGGCUGGUUUCUUUGAUGAAGAGGCGAAGCAUUCGGAAUACCAGCUGGAAAAGCUGAGCGGCGCCAACAGCAUCCAAGCGGAUAUGGUGCUCUCUCAUGUCUUUUUCCGUUGGCUAAAGGCUCGCGGCCAAACACAACUGGGAAAGGCACACGAGGACACGGUGCAUGGGCUUCUCCAUUUGUCAAGGGCCGCCUCAAUUCCAUUUCCCGCCGAAAUAUUCGAGCGGGCCAGGCGAAUGCGACGGAAGAUUAUCAUGCAUGUGGGGCCGACCAACAGUGGCAAGACCUACCAUGCCUUACGUGCUCUUUCAGCUGCAAAAUCAGGCGUUUACGCGGGUCCACUCCGUCUACUUGCACACGAGAUAUGGGAGCGAAUGAAUCUCGGGCAGAUCGCUCCUCUCGGCGCAUCGGAGGAGGAAAUAGCGGAAGCUAGGAAGAUCAAGCCCAGCGUCGACCAUCCCUUCGCCAGAAAAUGUAACAUGCUGACGGGUGAAGAAGUCAAGAUAGUCGAGGAAGGCGCCCCACUCUCCAGCUGCACGGUGGAAAUGCUCUCCCUCGUCAUUCAUCGUGAUAUUGCUGUUGUCGACGAGAUUCAAAUGAUUUCGGACUCAAGUCGGGGAAAUGCAUGGACUCGAGCGGUACUAGGACUGUGUGCCGACGAAAUUCAUCUUUGUGGGGAAGAUACGGCAGUACCUCUUGUUGAAGAACUGCUCAAAGAGACCGGGGACGAGCUUAUUGUUCGUCGUUACGAGCGUUUGACACCCCUCACGGUUGAAAAACAAAGCCUGGACGGUGAUGUGUCCCGCAUCGAAAAGGGCGAUUGCAUUGUGACAUUUAGUCGCUCCUCCAUAUUUGCUACCAAAGCACUCAUUGAGCGCGAGACGCCCAUGAGAUGCGCUGUCGUAUAUGGACAUCUGCCCCCAGAAAUCCGCAGUCAACAGGCAGCACUCUUCAACGCUGGGGACGCCGACUACGAUGUUCUCAUCGGUUCCGAUGCCAUUGGGAUGGGGCUUAAUUUGAAAAUACGGAGAAUUAUUUUCCAGAGUGUUCACAAAUUCGAUGGUCAUCGUGAGACGGUUCUAUCUGUCUCCCAAAUGAAGCAGAUUGCCGGUCGAGCAGGUCGAUUUGGAAUGCACGACUCGCCAGGCGGGUUUGUCACAACCCUCAGGAAAGAAGACCUUCCUAUUCUUACCCGUACACUCCCUCUCCCCAACACGCCCGUUCGACACGCUCGCCUCAACGCGACCCUCGCUCAACUUACACGAAUUGUUGCCUGUCUCCCCGAGAACGUUAGCACCGAAACACUCUUCAAUGCUGUUUCAUAUACGGGCCGCUUCUCGCCUCAUAUCCUCCCAGCCGUCUACCAACACCUGCCAUUGAUUUCCCCGUUCCUCGACACCCACGAUCUUUCACUCGCCGACCGUCUUUUGCUACUUGAGGCUCCAUUUCCCUGGCGUGAUGUUUCCGCGAUGGAUGCCAUAAACCGGCUCAUUCACCAAUACAACGUCGACUCCCACAUUGAUUUUGAACUCUACGUCCAAGAAAUGGGAUUCCUGAUAAAGCUUCUUGACGCUGAAUGCGCCAUGAAGCUUGGGACAAAAUGCAAUGGAGAUACAUUCAAUCCUUCGAGAGAGCUUGCUGGCUUGGAGAACUUCCACAAGAUCCUCGUUCUAUAUAUCUGGCUGAGCUAUCGGAAUCCCGUAGCAUUCGACGCGUUUGAUAUGGCCGUAGGGCUGAAAACGCGGGUUGAGCAGGCCUUGCAUUGGUGUUUGGAGGAAAUGACAUAUCAGACUGGCGGGCAGAGACCCGAUUCCUUCGGACACAAGGAAGGAAUCGCAUACACGCAACGGAAGUCAAGGAACCUGGCCAUUGAAUCAAAGCAGGCUGACGAGGUAAAGCAGCCUCAUCAAGUGUGA
Messenger RNA from Mycena indigotica, 2310 nucleotides. Its product is annotated as ATP-dependent RNA helicase. The record is from RefSeq and is a predicted model, not a curated record. The transcript has 2 exons. Gene Ontology annotation, biological process: RNA catabolic process; mitochondrial RNA 3'-end processing. The coding region runs from base 1 to 2310 and encodes 769 amino acids. Gene Ontology annotation, cellular component: mitochondrial degradosome. Lineage: Eukaryota; Fungi; Basidiomycota; Agaricomycetes; Agaricales; Mycenaceae. Gene Ontology annotation, molecular function: ATP binding; hydrolase activity, acting on acid anhydrides; RNA helicase activity.